AGAGUGAAUGAGAGAGAGAGAGGGAAUGGUGGUGGGAGGGAGUGGGGGGGGAGAGAUACAGUGAUGGAGUAAGACUGAGGGAGGGGUAGAGAGAGAGAGAGAGGAGGGGGUGGGGGAGGGUCAGGGAAUAAAACUUAGGGGCAAAAAGGGGUAUUAAGAGAGAAAGAGGGUAUAAAUUGAGAGAGAGAGACAGAGGCUGUGGGGGGAGAGAGAGAGUGAUAGUGAAAGAGUUGGAAUAAAAGAGUAGGACUGGGAAUGGACAGGGAAUUGGAAGUGAGGCAGAGGGAGUGAGGGGCUGGAGCAGGGAGUGAGGGGCAAGAGAUCAGGAGACUUAAAAAAAAACCAUUACAAACCAUUCAUUCCAGCGCCUUAUUUAUGUAUUUUUAAUACUUUUAUUUUUUUUUAAAAAAAUGCGGACGCCUGCAAACCGCUGAAGACCAGCCUCGUGUUUGUGGGCGCGAGGGUCAGGGUUUCAGGUCUUCUGAGAAGUUCCUCUGUGGGUUGAACCGGGGCCGUCAUCGAGAGUUUUUAAAAUCGAAGUUAAUUUUCUUUUUUUUUAAUUAAAAAAAAAGAAAAAGUCAGGUUUUAAUUUGAAGCCUGCGACCCGAACUGAAAGGUCCCGUACAAAAGGUCGAAGGCGCCAUUUGUAGACACUGGGAAUUCAGCCGCUGUCUGUGGAUCGCUGGGAUUAAAGUGGGUUCGAGCGAGUUGGAGGGUUUGGGUCAUUAGUGGCUGCCAAAGUAUGCAGCCCAGCCAGGGCAAGACCCCGUUGGUCCGUUUUUGGCAGCUGUUCUUUAGAGGCAAGUACCUGAUUGUCACCAACACAGUGAGUUGCGGGGUGUUGAUGGCUACAGGAGAUAUGAUCCAACAAACCCUGGAGAGGAGGAAGGACCCAGACUUCAAACGCGAUUGGAAACGGACAGGCUGCAUGUUCACGACCGGCUUUAUUAUGGGCCCUAUCGCCCACUUUUGGUACUCGUGGUUGGACGGAAGGUUUCCCGGACGGACCUCAAAGAUCGUGUUGAAAAAAGUUAUGCUGGACCAGCUCAUAGCCUCUCCCCUGUUUGGGGUCAUCUAUUUCUAUGGAAUUGGAACAUUAGAAGGCCAUUCACUGCAAGAAUGUUCCAUGGAAUUUAAGGAGAAGUUCUGGGAAUUCUAUAAGAUGGACUGGAUGGUGUGGCCGGGAGCGCAAGUCAUCAACUUCCUUUUCCUUCCCCCAAAGUUCCGGGUCAUGUACGUGAACGUCCUGACCCUUGGGUGGGACACGUACCUGUCGUACCUGAAACACAGGGAGGAUAACCAGAGCGAUCCGAUCCUGACAGACCAUCCUGGAGAAAUAGUCUCCAAAACAGUGACUACCUCCUAAAGGACAAGAACGAGGAACGGAAGAAGGCAAUGAAGUUUGAAGUCACGGGAGGGGAGGGUUGCUGAGGAACUGUAGCUACCCCCCCCCACACACACACACACACACACACCAUCUACGUUAUGCAGCUCUGAAUGAUUCCGAAUCGAUGGAUUGAUAGAUGAUUGGUCAAAAAGUAAGCACAAGAUGGUUCCGAUUGCAGGCUGGAGGCAGCAACUUUGGACUUGUCUCCUGAAGAUUGAAGAUGGGGAUCAUGUACUGCCCCCCCCUCCCCCUAAUAAAUAAAAGGAGAUUCUAGGUGCAAUGUAAUGCCAUGUGAGCAGUGCCAAACUUAGCAGUAAGUAGGAACCCGGUCAUUAGUCGAUUGGCGGAUCACUUUCCGGGCGUAAUACUGCCUUUGACCUAAAUAAAUUUGGUCACUCAAUCCGUGGGACGCUGCUGUGUACAAUUGGCUGCCGCAUUUGGCCCACAAAAUUUGCAGUCAUUUCACUCUACGGUAAUAUCCUGUGAAGCGCUUUGAGACGUCUCAACGACGUGAUAAGGCGCUGUAUCAAAUGCAGGGAUUAUUAUUAUUAUUAUUCCACAUUCCAGUAAGGAGGACUGUGAGUGACGAUCAACAGAAUGAAAUCCCAGCUGAUUUACCCCCUACCCCCCCAAUCGCCCCGUCCCUCCCACUAUUCCCUCCAGGAGUGCUCAGGCCAAAUGUAGCCUUAACUGCCACCUCACCAUCAAUUGGGACUUGAAGCUCAUGAGCUGGUUCCCUGUAUGGAGAAGUUAUAAUAGAGAAGUGCUUUACUGAGCUGUUCCAUCAAUCCGACAAGGCUGUCGAGAGCCCAAGCACUUUCUAGAAGUUUUAAUAGAAUUGUAAUUAAUUUUGCACAUAAAUAAUGUACGUUUUAUUUUAAAAUUCUUGUUACGCUUUUUCAAAUAAAAAUGUACGUCGUUAUUACAUUAUUUGUGUGCGAUCAAUUAAUUUUUGCGCACAAAUAAUGUUAAGUUUUUAUUUAAACUGAAUUAAAUUAAUUAAUUUAACUUAAUUGUACUUGAACUGGGAAACCAGUGAAUCUUUAAUAAGGAAUGAGAUGAUAUCACCUGCUCUCGUCUUCCUCCACCCCACAAUGGACACGAGGUGAUGAAGAGCAAGCAGUUUUACACUUGUGUUCUCGCUCGCAGUCAUGUUGAGAGUUUCUUUGUUAAAUGUUGGAGACUUCUGGCUGGCUUCACUAAUUUAUCUGGGGACUCCUGUAGCUCAGUGGUUAGAGCACUCGCCUCGCAAGCGAGAAGGACCUGGGUUCGAUUCCCGGGCAGGGAGAACCGUUAGGCACAAAUUCCUUACUUCACACACCUAUUUACCCAGCAGUAAGCAGGAACCCGGUUGUUAGUUGAUUGGCGGAUCGCCUUUCCGAGGGUAGUAAUCCCUUCAAAAUAAAUAGAUAAUAAUAACUUGGUCACUCAGACUGUUUGUGGGACGCUGCUGUGCGCAAUUGGCUGCCACGUUUCGCCCACAAAAUGUACAGUCAACUCACUUUACAGUGUAUUCUGUGAAGCACUUUGAGACUCGAAGACCUGAUGAGGCGCUAUAACAAAUGGAAGGAUUAUUAUUAUUGAUUGUGUCCCGGGUGUUGGUCUGAGUCCAGUGAGUUAUUGAAAUUGAUUCCAAUAAUUGUCAAAGUAUAAAUUAACUAUUUAUAGCUGUAAGAACUGUGACUGUACCAAUUUAGAGAGCCAGCUAUGAAUCCCGCUUGUUCUUCCAUCAUUUUCUUGCAUUUCAUGUUAAAUAAAACCAUUUUUCAAUGUAUUGCCUCCUUUUUCGUUUGGUUUCGUUCGGUUG
Molecule: messenger RNA, 3194 nt
Organism: Callorhinchus milii (elephant shark)
Lineage: Eukaryota; Metazoa; Chordata; Chondrichthyes; Chimaeriformes; Callorhinchidae
Gene: mpv17l2
Product: MPV17 mitochondrial inner membrane protein like 2
Exons: 5
Coding region: 743-1366 (207 amino acids)
Biological process (GO): mitochondrial ribosome assembly
Cellular component (GO): cytoplasm; membrane
Source: RefSeq, a predicted model, not a curated record